UUCUCGCCUCGGUCCCGUUCUAUUUUAAUAAGCCUUCCGGUGCAGCGGGUAAUUACUGUAACGAGCCGCAAAUGAACCGUAAUGAAACGCAAAAUUCUCCCCAAAAAGCCCUCACACGAGCCGCGGCGCGAAGCGCGAGAGUAAUAACCGUCAUUCAGGCAUCGGCGGGAAAAAAAACCAGGGGCGCGAGAGGAGUUGACACGCAUUACCCUCAGAGACCCCGUAUGUCAGCACCCUCGCGCCUCCCGCGCUUCCACAAUAAUUCCCCGCAGAUGAUCAGGAGGUGUCCGCAACGGCGCGCUUCUUCACCUCACACCCCCGUCAGCCACACGCAGCGUGACACACACACACACACACACACACACACACCGGGAGGAGCCGUCUACCCUUCCGUCACCCAUACCCGCCCCUGAGGACGGUGCGUCGUUGGCGGCGUCAAUAUUAUUUAUUAUUCCCGUUAGUCUCGGUAUUUAGCGCUGCAGCUGCUCACGGUGAUCGUUUAAACGGACGCGUCUAGUUGUCUUUGGGCGCGUGUUUUUGUCUUGUAAUGUGGAUUAUUGAGGCGGCAUCAGCGCGCGGUGAUGCUCUCCGUUAAAGGAUCGUGAAGCGUCGCGAGUCUAAAGGACCACUGUUGUGGAUGGUUGGGUGUUAGUGACGGUUUGUUUUGCUCUGAUGGCGAACAUGAGCAGUAGUGUGUGCAUGGAGACCCCACAUGCUCAUGGCCAUGCCCACGGCCACACCCACAACUACAACCACGCCCCUGGGCGGGACUUUCCCUUGCAGAUCGACUCUUGCGUGAACCCUGUGUUGGACUACAGUGCGCAGAUGGAGCGGUAUCGCUCUUUUGCUACAUUCUAUAAGAACAGCACGGCUGCCGCAGCUGCUGCCGCCGCCCCCUUUCCCCAGACGGCCAAAAUCGCUCGCAUCGCCACGCCCCUAUUUCCCUCCGCCCGCCUGUCGGCUAUGCCAACCUGGCCCUGUGACAACGCCAUGCUUUGGGGGCGAAAGCCUACCGCGGUUAACGGACCUCACUCACAUCGGACUGGCAUGUCGAGAGCGGAGCCAGUGAAUGUGCACAUGUCUGCCAAACACAUUCCACAAGACUCCGCCCUCUCAAUGGGUGCUGACAACUUUCUGUCCCCGUUGACAGCGGAGCAAUGUCGCGGUUUGCCUGUAACGGGGGCGGAGUGCAUGAACCGGCUGAAGUGCCCGCCGUCCGUGCCGCCUGGUGGUGCCGGAGAGGCAGACCGCGGUGGAACAUUCGGAGGGAUGCCACCACUGGGGGGUCUGUCACUGCCACCUGGGGUCAUCGUCAUGACGACACUUCACUCUGGUGCGGGGUCAUCGGGGGUCACGAUGUCAGACAGUGCGUUUCAGAUCGCUAACGUGGCGGCGGACUGCCAGCACAGCGGCUCAUCCUGCUCCGGCUCGCCCGCUGGUCUUAACGGAAAUGCUAACGGCAGCUGCAGCAAUGGUGGCGGGGCGGCCAAGCGCAAACGGAAGCGGUGCGGCGUGUGUGCCCCCUGCAGGAGGCUCAUUAACUGCGGCGUCUGCAGCUCCUGUCGAAACAGAAAGACGGGACAUCAGAUCUGCAAGUUCAGGAAGUGCGAGGAACUCAAGAAAAAGCCAGGCAGCUCGAUGGAGAGAGCGCCAUCAGCAGGAGCUGCCGACACCUUCCGCUGGUUCUUCUGAAAAGCUCUCCACAAAACCACAUGAUGAAACUGAACAAUAACUCAAACGGACUGCAGGUCAUAACACUACAAUCUACCCCGAGGUCUGAUCAUACUGCAGUCAGGGACUCAAAACCCCCCUCUCACUUUCUACCCCUCCCCCUCAGGACUCCCCUUUAGCCCUGGGGGCAUCAGGUGCAACCCGUCCCGCUGGAGCGACAUAAAAGGACAAGUCUCUGGUCUCCAGGUCUUGGACUGACCACACCUCACCCCAACACCAUAUGCUAAUGCACUUACAGAACCAGAGACUCGACUCCAGUCACAUCAGGACCCCAUCCAAGCUUAAAGGAAUAGAUGAACAUCACUCACCCUCAUGUCAUUCUAAACUCGUAUGAUUUUAUUUCUUCUGUGGAUGCGUAGAAGAAAGAAAGUCAAAAGGGUUUGAGUAAAUGACGACAGCACUAUUCCUGUAGACCACCUUUCUGUUGCAUGGGUAGAAAAGUGUUUCGUUUUUAACUAAAGACUUGAAAAAAAUGACUUUGUUUAUUGCUGUUGUGACACCUCACUGUCUUGAUGAGUAAGAGACUCUUAAGAUGGCUCGUUGAUUAAAUGUGAUGCUUUUUGAACUGUGA
Messenger RNA from Myxocyprinus asiaticus (Chinese sucker), 2302 nucleotides. RefSeq names its product CXXC-type zinc finger protein 4-like. The coding region runs from base 673 to 1692 and encodes 339 amino acids. Gene Ontology annotation, molecular function: zinc ion binding; methyl-CpG binding. Gene Ontology annotation, cellular component: nucleus. Lineage: Eukaryota; Metazoa; Chordata; Actinopteri; Cypriniformes; Catostomidae. The record is from RefSeq and is a predicted model, not a curated record. The transcript is spliced from 3 exons.